This is a messenger RNA of Scleropages formosus (Asian bonytongue), 9689 nucleotides long. It is a transcript of the gene sorl1, whose product is annotated as sortilin-related receptor, L(DLR class) A repeats containing. Gene Ontology annotation, biological process: protein targeting to lysosome; protein retention in Golgi apparatus; post-Golgi vesicle-mediated transport. The transcript is spliced from 48 exons. Lineage: Eukaryota; Metazoa; Chordata; Actinopteri; Osteoglossiformes; Osteoglossidae. Gene Ontology annotation, cellular component: membrane; Golgi apparatus. The record is from RefSeq and is a predicted model, not a curated record. Gene Ontology annotation, molecular function: protein binding. The coding region runs from base 332 to 7225 and encodes 2297 amino acids.
AGCAAUACGACUGGGCCCCGUCUAAAAUGUUAAAUUAAGUGCAGUCGAUCCAGUAUUAAUAACUGUCAUAUCAUUCACACAGGAAGCACGUAUUUUUUUUUCAUAAAUCAUAGUGGUUGAUUAUUCAUGUGAUCAUCAGGAAGCAGGGGAAUGCGAGUCGUCUCGUAUUUCAUGGAUAUAUAUGCAGUCAAACCUGGAAGUGUAACGAGUUAACGUGAAUUUAAUUCACUGUUAGCGUGUUAGCAACGAAUUCAAAGAUAUGAUGAAUUAUUGAAUAGCAGCGUGUUUGGUAAAUCAGUCAAAGUAACGUCCGUGUUUCUUAAAGAUCCGCAUGCGUCACUCAUCCAUGUUUCUGUCACGGAUACGUAGGAGUCACCGUCACACUGAACUCCGAGUAAUUUUUCCUCCGAUCCGUGCUCGUCUGCAGAGUCGCCCGCCGGUCCGUCCCUCCGCUCCGGCCGCCCGCCCGCCUGCCUGCCUGCCCGUCCGCCCUCCCCGCCCGUCGCUCCCCCUCGAGCGCCACCGCUCAGCGGCCGCCUGGAGGCGCCUCUCCGGCCCCCUCCGCCACUCACUGCACGCAAACAUGGCGACAAGGCGCUCAUUGAAGAUGCGGCUCCUUGCGCUGUGCUCCGCCGCUCUGCUAUUCAUCGCGCUUCCUGGCUCUUUCUCCUCCACCCUGCGGCUUCACCCGGACCCGCGGUUCAUCAUGCUGCCGCAGGAGAGGGGCUUUUCUUGGGUGCACGCCAACCGAGAGCAUCCCGGAGCGGGGAGCGAGUCGAACGCCGCCCCGCAGUCCCCGCAGCACCGCGCCCGGCGCAGCCCCGCGGAGUCUCCCCGACUCAAGGUGUACGGAAAGGUCAACCUGAACGACUCCCACAACCAGAUGGUGGUGCACUGGGCCGGGGAGAGGAGCAACGUCAUCGUGGCCCUGGCCAGGGACAGCGCGGGCUCUCCGGGACUCAAGACCAGCGCGGUGUACGUGUCCUACGACUACGGAACGACGUUCUCCUUCAUCUCUGACAAGUUCCAACUGAACGGCAACAGAGCAGGGGCUAAACCGGCCAUUGCUCAGUUCUACCACAGCCCUGUGGACAACAAGAGGUACAUCUUUGCCGACACUACGAACAGCUUCCUCUGGAACACGUUCGACUUCUGCAGGACCGUGCAGGGCUUCUCGGUCCCCUUUAAGCCCACCGACCUGCUGCUGCACAGCACCAAGCCCAACCUGGUCCUGGGCUACGACAGCCUGCACCCCAAUAAGCAGCUGUGGAAGUCAGAUGACUUUGGUGAGACAUGGGUGCUGAUCCAGGAACAUGUCAAGUCCUACUUCUGGGGCGUGGAGCCGUACGACCCAGCCACCACGGUCUUGGUCCAGCGACACGAGCCGUCGGGUGCCUCCAGUGUCCUCAGCAGCACAGACUUCUUCCAGAGCGAGGAGAACCGGCACUUGAUCAUGGACCGCGUGGACAGCUUCCAGCUCCGGGACAAGUACAUGUUCGCCACGACCACCAGGGUGUUGCUGGGAAGCCAGGAGCCCUCCUCCGUCCAGCUGUGGGUCUCCUACAACCGCCAGCCCAUGAGGGCCGCCCAGUUCAACACGCGGCACCCCAUCACUGAAUACUACAUCGCAGAUGCCUCGGAGGACCAGGUUUUUGUCUGUGUGAACCACAAGGACAACGUCACCCACCUGUACAUCUCGGACACCCAGGGCCUGUCCUUCUCGCUCUCUCUGGAAAACGUGUUGUACUAUAGUCCUGACGGCACUGGCAGUAAUACCCUCAUCAGGUACUUUGCAAACGAACCCUUUGCUGACCUUCACCGGGUGGAGGGGCUCCGGGGGGUCUACAUCGCCACUCUCAUCAACGGCUCUCUGAGCGAGGACAACAUGCGCUCCGUCAUCACAUUUGACAAAGGGGGCACUUGGGACCUGCUGCAGCCACCGGUCACCGACAGCCUGGGAGGCACCCUGGACUGCCAGCUCUCCAAGGGUUGCUCUCUGCAUCUGGCCCAGCGCUGGAGCCAGCUGCUCAACGUCCAGCUGCGGAGGAUGCCCAUCCUCUCCAAGGAGUCGGCACCCGGCUUCAUCAUGGCCACAGGUUCUGUGGGUCGCAGCCUGGCUAACAAGCCCAACGUGUACAUGUCAAGUAGUGCGGGGGCCCGGUGGAGAGAGGCCUUGGCAGGACCCCACUUCUACACGUGGGGAGACCACGGAGGGAUCAUUAUGGCCAUCGCCCAGGGGGGCUCCACCACAGAGCUCAAGUUCAGCACCAACGAGGGAGAGACGUGGACGCCGUUUGAGUUUUCCAGCCAGGAGGUGUUCGUGUACCAGCUGCUGACAGAGCCUGGGGAGAAGAGUACUGUCUUCACCAUCUUCGGCUCCUAUGCCGACCAGGGCCACAGCUGGCUCAUCCUGCAGGUCAACGCCAGUGACGUCCUGGGGGUGCCGUGCACAGAGGGGGACUACAAGCUCUGGUCUCCAUCCGACGAGCGGGGAAAUGGGUGCCUGCUGGGCCGGAAGCUGGCGUUCAAGCGCCGCACGCCCCACGCCACCUGCUUCAACGGGGAGGACUUUGACCGGCCGAUCACUGUGACCAACUGCUCCUGCACGCGUCAGGACUACGAAUGUGACUACGGGUACAAGCUGAGUGAAGACCUCUCUCUGGAGGUUUGCAUCCCUGACCCAGAGUUCUCUGGUCGCCUGGAUGGCCCACCUGUGCCAUGUCCUGCGGGCACCAUGUACCGCCACAGCAAGGGGUACAGGAAGGUAUCUGGGGACAGCUGCAGCGGUGGUGACGUGGAAGCCAGGCUGGACGGAGAAAUGCUACCCUGUCCUGUGGGAGAGAGUAAUGAGUUCAUCCUGUACGCCGUGCGCAGCUCCAUCCACCGCUAUGACCUGGCCACCGGCAUCGACCAGACCCUGCCGCUAACCGGCCUGCGUGAGGCUGUGGCCCUGGACUUUGACUAUGACAUGAACUGCCUGUACUGGGCAGACAUUGCUCUGGAUACUAUCCAGAGGCUGUGCAUGAACGGGAGCUCCGGCCAGGAGGUAAUUGUGAGACGGGGUUUGCAGAAUGUAGAGGCGCUGACAUUCGACCCCAUCAGCAGGCUGCUCUUCUGGGUGGAUGCUGGUGCUCAGAAAAUCGAGGUGGCCAACCCUGACGGGGACCUGCGGCGCACUCUCUUCAACUCGUCCGUGCUGGAACACCCCAGAGCCCUGGCACUGUUGCCUGGGGAGAGCCUCAUGUUCUGGACAGACUGGGGAGACCGGGCAGCCGGCGUGUACCGGGCCUGGAUGGACGGAUCCAACGUGUCCUGCAUUGUGUCAGAAGGCGUCCACUGGCCCAACGGCCUCGCCACCGACGAGCACUGGCUGUACUGGACCGAGGCGUACGUCGACCGCAUCGAGAGGGCCGACUUCUCGGGUGGUCAGCGCAGCGUGCUCGUGGAGGGUCUGCCGCACCCCUACGCCAUUGCCGUCUUCAAGAAUGACAUCUACUGGGAUGACUGGUCCAGGAUGGGCAUCUUCAAGGCCCCCAAGUCUGGUUCAUCAGACAGCGAGCAGCUGGUGGGGCGGCUGACAGGGGUGAUGGACCUGAAGGUCUUCUACAAGGGCAAGACCACAGGGCACAACGCCUGCGCAGACCAGCCCUGCAGCCUGCUUUGCCUCCCCCGACCCGGGCAUCGGCACACCUGCGUCUGCCCCGAAGGAGCCCCCUCAACUCGCCUGCCCUCCGGCGAAGUGCAGUGCCAGUGCCCUGCCGGCUACCGGCUGCGCAACAACACCUGUGUGAGGACAGAAAGCACCUGUCUGCCGAACCAGUAUCGCUGUGCCAACGGGAAGUGCAUCAGCAGUAUCUGGAAGUGUGACAGCGACAAUGACUGCGGGGACAUGAGUGACGAGGAGGAGUGCCCCACCACCAUGUGCGACCCAUCUGUGCAGUUCCGCUGUGUGGCAUCAGGUUCCUGCAUCCCGCUGGCCUUCAAGUGCGACCACGAGGACGACUGCGGCGAUAACAGUGAUGAGGAGCACUGCGAAAGCCACCAGUGCCGGCCAGGCGAGUUCACAUGCGCCCGUGGCGUGUGCAUUCGAGAUGCGUGGCGCUGCGAUGGCGACAACGACUGCCGCGACUGGUCUGAUGAAGCCAACUGCACGGCAGGGCACCAUACAUGCGAGUCCAGCAGCUUCCAGUGUCGCACAGGCCACUGCAUCCCCCAGCGCUGGGUCUGCGACGGCGACGACGACUGCCAGGACGGAUCCGACGAGGAGGCUUCGCAUUGCGGAGGCUCCCAUUGCAAUGGCUUCCUGUGCCCCAACGGCACCUGCCUACCGGCCAGCUCACACUGCAACGGUGUGGAGGACUGCACAGGGGGCGAUGAUGAGAAGCACUGUGACCCGCUCUGCACACGCUACAUGGAGUUUGUGUGUCGGAACCGCGCCCAGUGCCUUUUCCAGUCCUUGGUGUGCGACGGUGUCCGCCACUGCGCGGACGGUUCUGAUGAGGACGCCUCCUAUGCUGGCUGCUCCACGCGGCCCGAGUUCGAGAGGACGUGCGACGCCUACAGCUUCCAAUGUGCCAAUGGGACGUGCGUGAGCCUGGAGUGGAAGUGCGAUGGCAUGGAUGACUGCGAGGACUUCUCUGAUGAAGCCAACUGCGAUUCCACCACAGACGUGCCCGGCUGUUCCCACUUCUUCCAAUUUGAGUGCCACAACGGUCGCUGCGUGCCCAGCUGGUGGAAGUGCGAUGGGGAAAAUGACUGCGGCGACUGGUCCGACGAAGCCGGCUGCAUAGGUGGAGUCACGCCCUGGCCCACCACGCCCGGCUCCCUCUCCUGCUCCCCCAACCACUUCCGCUGCGGCUCCGGGGCCUGUAUCGUGAACACCUGGGUGUGUGACGGCUACGCCGACUGUCCAGACGGCGGCGACGAGAUCGGCUGCUCCGUAGGUUCCAACGGAACCUCUGCCCCAGGCCCUGUGCCCACCCCACCCUUCUCCCCGGGACGCUGCAGCAGGGGACAGUUCCGGUGCCGCUGGCCGCCCGUCUGCAUUGCAGACUGGAAGCGCUGUGACGGACAGCGCCACUGUCAGGACGGCUCGGACGAGGCAUCGUGCCCCACCCAAGGGCCCCUGUCUUGUGUGAAUGGGACUCUGUGUGCCGACGGCGAGGCCUGCGUGAAAGACAGCGAGCGUUGCGACGGCUUCAUCGACUGCUCUGACCACAGCGAUGAGGACAACUGCUCGGCUGACACCCGCGUCUACAAGGUCCAGAACUUGCGAUGGAGUACCGACUUCUCCGGCACAAUCGCCCUCACCUGGUCUCGGCCCAAGAACCUGCCGCCUUCGUCCUGUUGCUACCUGGUCUACUACAGGCUGGUUGGUGCGCAGGCUUGGACGUCGUUGGAGACCCACAGCAAUAAGAGCAGCUACGCUCUGACGGUACUAAAGCCGGACACCACCUACCAGGUCAAGGUGCAGGUUCAGUGUCUCAGCAAGCUGCACCGGACCAGCGAGGUGCUGACACUACGCACACCGGAAGGAUUGCCGGACCCGCCCCGGCACCUACAGCUGUCGUGUGACAACAGCCAAGACGGCACAGUGGUGUGCUCAUGGCAGCCCCCAGACCAGGCCCAUGGACUCAUCCGGGAGUACAUUGUGGAGUACAGCAGCGGCAGCAGCACAGAGUGGACGUCACAGCGCAGCACCGGAACCAGCACUUCAGUUAUGAACCUGCAGCCCAGCGCCCUCUACAGGUUCAGGGUUGCUGCUGUGACCAGCCGGGGUGUAGGAAACUGGACCGAUGUCAAAUCCAUCACUCCUCAAAAAGCCCUGCCAGCCCCAUCAGUGAGAGUGGAUGGCAUUACUGACAACUCUGCCAGUCUGAGUUUUUCCUUCACUUCCCAGUACCAGGUGGAGCAGUAUGUCCUGGUCCUUUACUGGGUGUUUGAUGCCCAUGUGAAGGAGAGCAGGAACUUGACGGUAACGGGGAGCUCCAUGAAAGUGACCAACCUAACUGCCGGUACAAGCUAUGAGAUGGCCGUGUGGGCUCACACCAGUGUAGGCGACAGCCCGACAGCCCUGUCCAGCAUGCAGACACCCGGCACCCAGCCAGCCCCACCCAUCCUCAAGGCCCGCCCCUUAAACCAGAGUGCCGUGGACUGUAGCUGGACCGGCCCUCACGGAGAGCUGUAUGGCGUAUUCUUCGCCACCUCCUUCCUGGACCUGUACCGCAACCCUCGCAGCCACAACAGCACCACCAACAGCCUGAUAGUCACUGUGGACACCGACGAACAAUAUCUCUUCCUUGUGCGGGUCGUAUCACCUUACCUGGGCCCCCCCUCCGAUUAUGCCGUGGUGAAGAUGAUCCCCAGCGGAAGGCUUCCUCCCCGUAACUUGCACAAGGUGCAUGUGGAGAAGACCCAGGCCACCCUCAAGUGGCAGCCACCCUACGACUCCCCCAGCGAUCCUUUGACCUACACUGUCCACGUGAGGGACAUGGUGCGGCGCACCGAAGCCAGCUAUAAAGUGACCACGAAGAGCAACACGGUGGAGUACUUGCUGCGGAACCUGGAGCCCGGGGGUCGCUACAGCGUCAGUGUACGACUGCGCAACAUGAGCAAGGAGGCGAGCUUCACGCUCAACACAGUACCCUUGCCUGCCCCCGAUGCGCUGAAGCUCCUGGUGGAGAAGGACCACGUGUUCCUCCUGUGGAAGAGCCUGGCAGUGAAGGAGCGUAGCUUCAAUGAGAGCAGGGGCUACGAGGUCCAUGUGUACGACAGCGUGACCAACUCCUCCACCUGUCUGGGCAACACCACCGAGACCUUUUUCCGCGUUGGCAGCCUGCUGGCAGGACACAACUACACCUUCUCGGUCCGUGCGCGGUGCCUGAUCAACGGGCAGCUCUGCGGGGAAGCGGCGCUGCUGCUCUACGACGCUCUAGGCUCAGGCGAGAACAGUGAGCCGUCCUCCAAACCAGGCGGCUCUGGCGACGUGGCAGCUGUGGUGGUUCCCGUGCUCUUCUUCUUGCUCUUAGCCAUGUGUGGGGGGAUGCUGGCACUGUACCUGCGCCACCGCCGCCUUCAGCACAGCUUCACGGCUUUCACCAACAGCCACUACAACUCCCGCUUGGGCUCUGCCAUCUUCUCCUCCGGGGACGAACUGGGCGACGAAGACGAGGACGCACCCAUGAUCAGCGGCUUCUCAGACGAUGUUCCCAUGGUGAUAGCGUAAGGGAGGCUCGGCUGAAGCCCUCCCCUCAACCCCGACAAGCUUUCUUCCCCCCUCCCUCCCUUUGCCAUCUCUGCUCUCUCUCUGCCCCUCUCCAGUAUGUGUGCCAACGGGGUACAGCUGCAGGGUCUCUGCUGUAGUGCAAGGGUUCAGGAUUUCAGGAGGAAAAGCAAAAAGAUUCGAUAUUUUUUAAAUCUACGAUGCACUUUUUGGAUGCGCAAUAACUUAUUUUUUUAAGAUGUAUCACCUAUAUGUGUGUGUGUAUGUAUGUCUAUAUACAUAUAUAUGUGUGUAUGUAUGUAUAUAUAUAUAUGUGUGUGUAUAUAUAUAUAUACAUACAUACAUACAUACAUACAUACGCACACAAGCAUAAUAAAAGUAUGUAUGUCUUAUGCAUAUAUGUAAGGAAAAGGACUUGUAGGCGGAAACUGAAGCAGCAAACUGUGAAGCAUAUGUCAACCAAAAUUUACCCCGAAAGCUGGGCCUGUGAGGGAGAGGAUAGUGUUGGACUGCACACCCACCCUACUUUAGAGCACCGCACGGGUAAGGCGCAAAGAGCAUCUCUGGUACGGCUGACACAGGAGAGAAACCGGCCUGUUACAUGUAUUCUUGUUUAUGGCUCAUCGCUUAAGUGACCAGUGAAGAAGAGAAAACACUUAUAAAUUCACAUGUGACGAUUUUAGUUUCGGUGACAUUUUCAGGGAAAUUGCAUCCACUGGUUGCCCAGCUUUGUAAAAUCCUGCUUAGAAAUGACAGAAACGGAAGAAUCCGGAAGCGUAGUUAUGACAGAGUGCACAUUGACUGCGGCUGAGAGACGUGUUCACGUUCGGAUCAUAAGUGCAAACCAGCGUGGCGAGGAAGAUUCAUCUUCCCCGGAUGGCCGCUUCUUCCAGCGAAGGGGGUUAGUGUGACGGCUGACCUGAUGCACUUCGUGCUUGUGAACGGACGGUUACUGCAGGUGAGCGACCGCAAGAGCGCAGCCGUGGUUCGAAUCGGUGGCCUGCGGUCGUGCUCAGGGAACGAGCCGGCUGAGGUGAGUGCGUCUGCGUGCGGCAGUCGUGUGGAAGGAAGGGGAAACGUUUGAAGCAGGAGGGCGGGUGUUCCGCCACAUUUCUGCGUGGGACGAUGGGACAUGAGAACGCAGCGGAUGUUGAGCCAUUUUAACUGGAAGUUGGGUUUUAUUUUUAAAAUUUUUUUUUCUUUUUUUUUUUUUUUUUUAAAAAAUUUGAUUUGUUAUGAAUGUAUUUUAUAAAUGUGCGAUCUUUGAAUGAUGAAUGGUCAUUGUACAAUCCAGCUCAUAACCAUCAAGAAGGGCACUCACACACACACACUCUCUCUCUCUCUCACACACACACACACACACGCACACGCACACGCACACGCACACUAAUGCACACGGUCGGUUGGUCAGUCAGUGUCCAUAGGAGGUGAGAGCCAUAUCCAGCCCAGGUCCCCACCUGUCUGCCAGCGGUGAGGACUGGGGUUUACCUCAGGUGGUAGUGCUAUGUCCGUGACCUCAUCCCCCACAGUUUCCACUCACCUUCAUGUGCCAACCUGUCGCUCCGGUUCAUGGCCAAGGAAAUAGACUGCUGUGCCCAAACGGUAACUGUUGCUGAACUGUCCUGGUCGUACCCUGGACAGGUGUGCAGUAUGUCCCCAGUCCUCAGCCACAGGUGGGUUAGGGUUAUGUUGCCAAUCGCAGGUGUGUCAGGUGUUCAUGUCUCUAGUCUCCCGGCACAGUUACCUGGUAUCGAUGUGCUUGGCCACAGGUGUGAAUGUGUGUGUGUGUGUGUGUGUGUGUGUGUGUGUGUGUGUGUGUGUGUGUGUGUGUGUGUGUGUGUCGGGUGCACAUUCCCCCAGCCACCCACCACAAACAUGUGGCCCUCAGUGUGUUCAUUGUGGUCUUCCUGAGCUAGUGAUGUGGUGUUCCAUGUAGUUUUAUUUGCCUUAAUGGGAGUUGUGGUGGUAGACAUGGUGACAGCACUGUUUCUCACUUCAGCAUCGCUCUCUCUUGGUUUACCACAUCUGCCUUCUCUAACAGUCCGAGAUUGUAUUUGUAAACCACACACCAUACACAUGUGUGCACGAACACGCACUCUCACACACUCGAGCUCACUGUUAACGCAUCCCAUGUAAACCGUACGCUAUUUUGUUACGAGGCAGUAGGUGAUUUUUCAUUCAUCUCAAGUGAUUAACUGCAUUUUUUUUUUUUUUUUUGCAUUUUUUCACAAAUCAAAAUGUUGUAAUAUUUCUAAUGUUUCGAGCAUUUAGUGGUUUGUUGCUUUUCAUAGGGUCAUACCUUUGUAAAGUAGGAGAGCUUCAUGGCGUUUACUGCACAUGACGUGAUGCUAACGGGACAUUCUAAUAUGCCAGCUGACAUUGGAUUUGAAGGGAAUGAAGAGUGCUCUUCACACGAGGUACAGCCAAGAGUAUGCUACAAAAACUGCUUAUACUGAAUAAACUUGUA